This is a messenger RNA of Cicer arietinum (chickpea), 848 nucleotides long. RefSeq names its product pectinesterase inhibitor 4-like. Gene Ontology annotation, biological process: negative regulation of catalytic activity. Lineage: Eukaryota; Viridiplantae; Streptophyta; Magnoliopsida; Fabales; Fabaceae. Gene Ontology annotation, molecular function: enzyme inhibitor activity. The record is from RefSeq and is a predicted model, not a curated record.
CUCACACAUAAAUAGAAGAAGAUCUAAGACAUGGGAGCCAAAACAAUUGCAAGUUCUUCCAACCAUGUUUUCACAUUUGCAAUCUUCAUCUUGCUAGCAAUUUCAAGCAUUACUUUAGCAUAUGAUGAUAAUUCUAAAUACACUUCAGAUACUCUCUCAAAUUCCACCAAAACCAAUGAAAACGAAACGAAUACCGAAUUUACAACCUAUAUAACAAAAUCAUGCAAUUCAACCACGUACCCUUCUAUAUGCCACAAAUCUUUAUCUCGAUAUGCUUCAAAAAUUGAAGCAGAUCCAGUAAAACUGUGCAACAUCGCUUUGUCAGUUGCCUUAAAAGCGGCUCAUAAUGCAUCCGCAACUAUAUCAAAACAUCUAAAGAGUGGUGACACUAAUUUGUCAACCACCGUAGAAAAAGUUUUGCAAGAUUGCUCUAGCAAUUUCGAGGAAUCUAUAGAACAAUUGCAAGACUCAAUUGAUGCAAUGAAAAAUUUGGAUGGUGUAUCUGAUAAAGAAUUUCAAAUUAGUAACAUAAAGACUUGGGUUAGUUCUGCCAUCACUAAUGAUCAAACUUGCUAUGAUGAGUUUGAUGAGAUGAAUGUGGACACCACACUUAGGGAUCAAAUUAGAAGCAGAGUUUUGAAUGUGGUUAUGAAGACUAGUAAUGCUUUGUAUUUCAUCAACCAUACCUAUUAAAUGAGGGUAUAAGUUUAUUAAUUGAGGCUUUUCUUUUCUUUUCAUUUUAUUUUCUUUUAACUUUCUUUUCUUUUUGAAAAGGUUUCUUUUGGGUUUGGUAUGUUAAUUUUGAUGGAAUUAAGUGUGUAAUAAGAAAGUAAACUAAAAAUUGUGGA